Molecule: messenger RNA, 3108 nt
Organism: Biomphalaria glabrata
Lineage: Eukaryota; Metazoa; Mollusca; Gastropoda; Planorbidae
Product: cAMP-dependent protein kinase type II regulatory subunit-like
Exons: 14
Coding region: 467-1657 (396 amino acids)
Biological process (GO): regulation of protein phosphorylation
Cellular component (GO): cAMP-dependent protein kinase complex
Molecular function (GO): cAMP-dependent protein kinase regulator activity
Source: RefSeq, a predicted model, not a curated record
AAAUAAAUCUAGUGCGAGACUGUUCUAAACGCCAAGCAGAUGUAGCUUCCGUUCAACAGGAUAAAUCAGUUUGUUCAUCAACGACAUUUCAUUACACAACAUUGUUAUGUUAAAUUCAACGAAAUGGAGAUAUUUAGUUGUAGAUCGAAGCGCGAUUAUAUUCUAAAACUUAACAUAAAUUAGUCUAGGUGGCGCAAGAAUUUAGGGAGUAGUGAGGUGCCCCUUAGUGACGUCAAGUGUUCUUCGUUGCGGUAAAUGUUUUCGUUACAGCAGUAUUGCUAAGAAGCGCUACCGGAACACUGCAGAAGACACGAAAUAAUGAUUUAAACUCAUAGAUCUAGCUUAGCAUUAUAUUUCCUAACUGGAUUUAACAAUGUGAAUUUCUUUUGCGCCAUUCAAAAUAGUCUAGAUUCUUUAAAUAAAUAAUUUUAUUUUUAAAUAGCUUAGAUUCUAGAUUAACAUUACCAUGAAUUUCGAGAUUCCGCCAGGAUUAACUGACUUGCUACAAGAAUUUACUGUUGCUGUUUUGAGAGCACGCCCCCAAAAUUUAGAAGCUUUUGCAUGUGAAUAUUUUAACAAAUUAAACGAAAAGAAGAAUCCUAGUCUUAAAGGAAAUUCCAUACGAUUUCAGACAGAAAAAACUAUAAUUAAGGAUAAUAACAAUGACACAGGCGAUGAAGAUGAGGACGAUGAUCCGCCUGCUCCACCACAAGCUAGAGACAGAAGAAAGUCAGUUUCGGCAGAACGUUAUGACCCUGAGGCUGAUGAUGAUCAGGGAUACACUAAGGUGGUUCACCCCAAGUCAGAUGAUCAAAGAAAGAGGCUGACUGAUGCUAUUAAACACAUUCUCUUAUUUCGUUCUCUGGACCAAGAGCAGAUGCAAGAAGUUUUAGAUGCCAUGUUUGAAAAAGAGGUCAGCCCGGGUCAAGAGAUCAUCACCCAAGGAGACGACGGGGACAAUUUCUAUGUGAUAGAUAAUGGGAAAUAUGAUAUCAAAGUCAACAACAAAAUAGUUGGCCAUUACAACAAUGAAGGUUUCUUUGGAGAGUUAGCCUUGAUGUAUAAUAUGCCAAGAGCAGCCACCAUAGUGGCAUCUUCAAAAGGCACAGUCUGGGGUCUGGACAGACAGACUUUUAGAAGAAUAGUAUUGAAAACAGCCUUCAAUAAGAGGAAGCGGUAUGAGAAGUUAAUAGAAGGCUGUUCCAUGCUGAAAUCACUUGAUAUGUAUGAGCGUAUGAAUGUGUGUGAUGCCUUGACUUCUCAAGCAUUUGCCCCAGGAGAUAAAAUUAUAACUCAGGGCAGUGAAGGUUCACAUGUUGGUGACAAGGCUGAUUGUAUGUAUUUUGUGGAGGAAGGUGAGGUACGAGUGGCCAUGAUCAACAAGGCAGAUGGGGCUGACCCUAAGGCUACUGUUGAAAAAGAAAUCAAUCGUAUAGGCCCAGGAGGAUAUUUUGGAGAAUUGGCAUUAGUGACUAAUAAACCACGAGCUGCUUCAGUCUAUGCCAUUGGCCCUGUCAAAUGUGCAGUGCUGGAUGUCCAUGCUUUUGAAAGACUGAUGGGUCCCUGCAUGAACAUUAUGAAGCGAAACAUUGAAAACUAUGAAGCCCAGUUAGUCCAGAUAUUUGGCAACAAGUCCAAUAUCUCUGAUUUACGAUGAAAUUAGCCAAUAAAAACUUAGUUUUCAAUUAGUACCUUUGGAUCAAGAAUGAAUUCUGAAUGUUAGCUAGGUAAAAAGUGAUAAACCCUGACUUUAAUCAGGGACAAAUUUCCAAAAGUUUUCAUAUUUUACAGGGUAAAACUGAUUUUUCUCUUAUCACAAAAAUUCCUUUUUGAAAAUAGCUACCUCAAUCUUUUGUCUAGUGUGAGCACAUUAUUAUUGCAAUGAACAGCAGUAUUAUGCUAGAAUACAAUUUACUUGAAAGUGGUCCUAAAAAUGCUUAUCUCAAAUGUGGUAUUGAAACAAUAGCAUUGCAAUGACCUCAUUACUAAUAACCAUUGUAUGGCUAACAAUGCAGGAAGAAACCAUUAUGUUACUGGUACUGGUAAAAUGGUUUAUGAACAGAAAAUAGUAUUGAUUGCCUCCCUGUUUGAAUCAAACAUCUUCAACAUGCUCUAGUGCAGUGAAUGACUUCAGAAUGUAUAUUUGUAUUGUGUUUAUUCAAUCAAAUCUUUUUUUUUGAACCCAUUCAUCUGUUCUCUUUGUUUUUGUUUUCACAACACUCUUGGGUCAGUUCAACUUGGUGAGUGAUUGGUUUUAGGGUUUUCCUUUGGGGGUUGGGGGGUAAGAUUCAAAGCAAUAUGGAAAUAACAUCAGUGUAUACACACCACAUAUAAAUAUGUAACAAAAUAUAUGUGAUGUUGAUCCUUUGUAUUUUGCUCUGUCAUUCUUAAGAAAUUAUUUAUAUGUUUGACAUAAUAAAUAGAAGUUAUAUGUGUGCUUUAAAUACCAAAUCAUCAUUAUUUUUUUCUGUUUCAAAUUUGCUCAAUCAAAUAUAUCUAUGUGUUAUUAUGUGUUGUUUUAAUGACCAUGUGAUGUUGCUUAGGACGGUGCUAAUGGGCCAAAGAUUUUAUUUGAUGCUGUAAGCAUGGGAAUAAAUGUUAGAAAGGCCCAACUAUUUCUGUAUUAUACAUAUAUGUCUAUAAAAAAAAAAAGCAUUAUGCUGUCAACCAUGAAUAAUGGAUCCUCCUAUCAUGUUGUUCUCCUUCAUUAUCUAAAUGUGGAUCACUGCACUCAAUGUUAUAGAAAUAACAAGUCAAUAGUGAAAAAAAAUGUGGGAAUCAUUGCAAAAUAUCUAAUGCAGCAAUUCUCUUGCCAACUUUGAUUGUAAUUGUUGUCACAUAGCUGUAUGUGGUAUUUAUGGGUGAAUACAUUUUCUGUACAAUUUUGUUCACAGCUGAAGUUUAAAAUAAAUUUAAAAAAAAGAAUCUAGAAUUGGCCAAAAUAGAAGAACAUCUGCUUUCAAAUUACUUUGGCUGGCAAUUGUUUUGUUUUCAUUAGUUUGAGAGUGAAUGUUAACUUUUUUUUUUUCAAAAUCUUUUUCCCAUUGUGUUUAUUCAGUAGUCACCUGCUGCAUGUGUAGGACUUAACCAAUAAAAUUAUUGACUUGA